Messenger RNA from Guillardia theta CCMP2712, 1320 nucleotides. RefSeq lists its product as hypothetical. Bases 271 to 1221 code for a protein of 316 amino acids. The transcript has 12 exons. Lineage: Eukaryota; Cryptophyceae; Pyrenomonadales; Geminigeraceae. The record is from RefSeq and is a predicted model, not a curated record.
CGAGGGGAGGGGAGUCAUGGGAGGGGUUGUGAUGCGUCAAGGUUGAGGCUGUAUGCUCGUGUGAGGACCCGUCUCUGGCUCUCAAUUCAGGUCCACGGGUUGGAAGCGUCAAGAUUUGAAUGCUGGCAAUGAAGAGUCACGCUGUUGCUGUUUCACUGCUCCUUGCGAUCUUCUAUGUACUUCCCUGCACGACGCAGGUUCCAUACAUUCAAGGGAGUUGGAUAAUUACCUACAAGUUUGUGGAGUUGAAGGGAGAUCGUACGGUCAAGAAUGCAUGCAGGGGCCCAUUUCCAUACUAUUACACGUGGACCUUUGAUAUUUGUCAGAGCCCGGGGAGUGCGGUAUGUUUGUUGCAAUUGGUUAGGGAAGCUCCUUUCUAAGAUUGUUGGGACGCGACAGAAUUACAUUGCAGUGAUCAACGGAGCGGAGGUGGCUACUCCAAGAUACCGCAAGUUGAUCCAAGCUACUCCAGAUGCUAUUUCGCAAAACUGUAAAUACAGUCCAACGACCUACGGCCCUGCUGGUGUCACCCAGGAUUGGGCUCUCAAAUCUGCCCCAGGAUAUCCAAGCGAUAACAGCUGGCAAAACUGGAGACCUCGAGAUGUAAAUGGGAAAGAGACCGAACCGAUUACCUUCUCCAAUUUUCAAUUGCCCACACAAAGCCCGUUUCUUUGGGGAGACGUUUGCCACCAAUAUGAUUGGCAGGAUACUGUGAGCAAUAGUGCUGGAAUAUCGUCAUUCUACAGAAAUGCAUGGCGGCAUGAAAACGAUACAUGGAUUUUUAUUCAAGAUGCGUGCAACUGUAAGGGUGGAAAUGCAGGGGCACUGCAACGAAUAUGCGCUCUGACAAGUCAAGGUGGAUGCAACGAAAAGGUGGGCACCAUCACAUACAUCAGCAAUCCAACGUGUGUCGAAAAAGAAGGAAUCUCAAUCAAUGAGUGUCCAUACUCAAUUGCAGGAGUAUCAGGAGGCCCAGUUAUCUACCCAACAUCUGUAACUGGCUUACCGGAAAUUGAAGGGAGACCCGCGGUUUGUUUUAUGUACAGUCAAGUAUCUGGUGUACAGACAAAAACUGGUAACGAAGUUCAAAGCUCAUGCAACUUGAUCACCCGUGGAUCAGCUGCUAGCUCUUCACCUUCUAAGCAUCAUUCAUCGAGAUUCCCACUCACAUUAUGUACUCUAUCGGUUCUCACUGUUCUUGUCUGGUAUGCUGCGAACUAAUGAUCGCGUGCAAACAAUCAAGUAAAGUUCGCACGUUCACAAUCAUCCAACUGUUGAUAACUCGUAUCCUUGAAAUAGCAAUAAAACUAAAAUCGGCUG